AUGUAUCUACCAACCUCACCUCUAGGUACCGCGAUAACCACCCCUUCAAAUGCACCGGCAUGGGCUGAAGCUACGGUUCCGUCGAUUCCCCAACUGGUUGUAUCAACUGGCGAUUCGCAACUACAACGAUGGUCCUCGUUGAUCGGGAUAAUUACUGCGAUUGUAGGGAAUGUCCUUAUAUCUUUUGCGCUCAACAUACAACGGUAUGCGCAUAUAAGAUUGCACAAAGAGCGGUCUGAAAGGAGGGAGAAAGCAAGAAAUGCUGCGAAAGCGCUGCAAAGGGGCUAUGGAACAACGAGGGAGGACGGCCCCAAUGGAAACCAAACCAUAGAAGAGAACGGGCACGAUGACGAGGAACCAGAUGAUCCGCUCCAGCAAUCCUUUCACUCGACUGAUUCACAAUCAACCGCAUAUUCAGAUAGUGGCCAAAAACCAGAUUCAAGUUAUUUGCAAUCGCCAUAUUGGUGGGGGGGCAUUGUUUUGAUGGCAAUCGGAGAAGCUGGGAAUUUUUUGGCAUAUGGUUUCGCUCCGGCUUCUAUUGUUUCUCCCUUGGGAGUUGUGGCCUUGAUAUCAAACUGCGUUAUUGCACCAAUUAUGCUGAAGGAGCAUUUCCGGUUGCGGGACUUUUGGGGAGUGGUGAUCGCUGUGGCUGGAGCAGUUACUGUCGUGUUGAGCGCAAAGCAACAGGAGCGGAAGUUAGGUCCUCACGAGAUUUGGGGUGCUAUCACAACUACAGAGUUCGAAGUCUACAUGGCUAUCACUAUCAUUUUGACUGGUGGCUUGAUGUCCGCGAGCCCGAAGUAUGGCAGAAGGACAAUACUGAUAGACUUGGGGCUUGUUGGGUUAUUUGGUGGAUAUACGGCUCUUUCAACAAAAGGGGUUGCAUCGAUGCUUUCUUCUACACUCUGGAGAGCUUUUACGACGCCAGUCACCUAUGCACUCCUGGCCGUACUUAUCGGUACUGCCCUGAUGCAAGUCAAAUACAUCAACAGGGCCUUGCAGCGCUUCGACUCUACGCAAGUUAUUCCAGUCCAGUUUGUCAUGUUCACUCUGUCAGUUAUUAUUGGGAGUGCAAUCUUAUAUCGCGAUUUCGAGAAGGCCACUGCCCAUAGUAUGACAAAAUUUGUUGGAGGUUGCUUACUUACUUUCUUUGGCGUCUAUCUCAUCACAAGCGGCAGACCCCGAAAUGUCAAUGGCGAAGAUGAGGAAUCGUCAGAUGAGGAACGAGAAGAAAGGAUAAGUCUCAUUGACCAAGAUCCGACAAGAGAAGAUACACGGUACACGGAUGAAGCCGGAAAAGAUAUGCCAAUAAGACGGGCAUCAAAGGCUCCCCAGAACGAUGACUCGGACUAUGAUGAUGAUGCUCAGGAUCGGCGAAGGUCCUCUCAUAUCAGCUUUAUCGACCCACUGCAUCGUCCUCGAACCCCAAGAGUCCAUUCCAGCCCAUCAUACCAACCAUCAGUUCGUAUCACCACAUCUGAUCAUACACCGGAGCAAUCGCUAGGGGCUGCGGAAGUGCCACUUCUCAGCAACCCAUGGCAAAGUCCGACUGACGAACCCCUUCGGGCUGUAAGGCAUCCAAGCCUUCAGGGGUUACACCGCACGACUUCCUCGACUCUCCCCCCUACGGAAGCACAUACAUCUUUCAUCGACCCUUCAAAGCCACCUACUGCAAGAUCUGUUACUCAAGGCAAUAUAGAUACACAUCCAGAUCUUCAGCAAGCGCCUGUAUUACUACAAGCGGAGAGACCACUCACGCCGGCAAAGAAUACAAUAUCCCGCAUAAUGCCUGGGCCAUUAGUAUCCCCACUUUCAGGCGGUUUGAGCGCAGUAGUGGCAGACUCAUUGCGACGAGGAGUUGAUCCUCCAUUGCGCAACAGGUCACUCAGACGGCCACGUUUCCCUGUUGAAAGAUCAAAAUCCGUGUCUCAGAGAUAUACGGAUGGGAGUGAUGAGGCAAUUGAUGCGCUUGGCGCGUCACCAUCUAAGAAUGGUGAUACAGCGGAUACAUUAAGCAAGUCAUUGGAGCCUGAGAGUUUCACCUGGUCAACGAUGACCCGAGCACGAACUUUAAGUAAUACCUUAAGCGGUCUGCUCUGGGGGGGCCAGCAAAGGACAGAAAGACCUGGUGCUGGAGAUGAAGAGGCUGGUCCUAGCGGAUCGUGA
Molecule: messenger RNA, 2166 nt
Organism: Amorphotheca resinae ATCC 22711
Lineage: Eukaryota; Fungi; Ascomycota; Leotiomycetes; Helotiales; Amorphothecaceae
Exons: 2
Coding region: 1-2166 (721 amino acids)
Biological process (GO): magnesium ion transport
Cellular component (GO): membrane
Molecular function (GO): magnesium ion transmembrane transporter activity
Source: RefSeq, a predicted model, not a curated record